AUGGCAGGCGCCACGGCGGCGCCGCCGCCAGGGCCGCUGCCCUCGGACCUGCUUGCGGACAUCGGCGCCCCACCAGGGCUGUCGGCAGGCGGGCCGCCAGGCGGCGGCGGCGGCUGCUGGGGGCCUGGGCAGGGCGCUUCGCUGGGCGCGAUGCCGGAUUUCAGCUCCUCGCCAGGGAUGCCAAACUUCGGCUCCAUGGAUUUCGGGUCUUCGCCAGGGGCGAUGAACUUCGGAUCCUCGCCAGCGGGGAUGCCUGGAUUCUCGCCGAUGCCAGAUUGGGGUGCCACAUUUACAGGCCCGCCCGGGAACGGGAUGUCUCCGGCCUCGGGUAGCUCCCCGCAGGGAGACUUCGGCUCGGCGUCGGGAAUGGGCCUGGGCGCGGGCGGCAUGCCGGACUAUGGCCACUGGGACGGCAUGCAGGGUAAGGGAAACGGCCCCGACAUGGGCGGCAUGGGCUUGUGGGGCAGCAUGCCCGGCGCUGGCAUGGGCGGCAUGCCGGACACGGGCAUGGGCGGCGUGCCUGGCAUGGCGUCGUGGUCUGAGCCAGGCGAGAGCCAGAUGCUGCCGUGCGCUCUCCACGGCAAGGUCAGGACAGAGAACUGCCUAAUGAAGGACGCGCAGGGCAGGCUGAUCUGCAAGCCUGGGAAAGAGUGCAAAGUGACCAGCGGGAUGGGCGGGCCCGCUGUCCCGGACCCGAUGUUGCCAGUGCAGCAGGCGGCCGCGAUGGCCCUGAGCGGGGAGCCCAUGUGCAGCAUCCACAGGAAGGUGCGGGGCCGGCGCUAUCUCAUCGAAGACGGCAAUGGCAACCUCAUAUGCAAGCCCGGCGAUGAGUGCAAGGGCGCUGGCUGUGGUGCCCAAGGCGAGCAGAUGCUAGUGACCUGUGCCCUGCACGGGAAGAAGCGCAGCCUAGACAGCGUGACACAGGACGCCACCGGCAGAUACACCUGCCUGCCCGGCAAGGAGUGCAAGGGCGGGGCGGGUGGCGCCUCGAACUCGAUGAUCUUCACCAACAACGCCGCUCUCGGCAACACGCAGCAGCUUAACGCAAAGCAGAUGAACACAAUGUUGCUGUCGCAGCUGGGCCAGGGUCAGAUUGUCAUGGACAACAGCCUGCUAGGUGCCGGCCUCGCGACGCCCGCGGCCAUCCAGGCGGCGGUGCAGCCGCCUCCAGGGGUGCCGCUGCAGGGGUUCUCCUCGUCGGACAGAAAACCCAAGAAGCCCAAGAAGUCCGUGUCGGGGAGCCGGAGCCGGAGCCGGAGCAAGAAGCGCUCCAGGGACCGCGACAGAGAUCGAGACCGCAGGCGAUCCAGGGACCGCGACAGAGAUCGCGACCGCGACCGGCGGAGGUGA
Messenger RNA from Prorocentrum cordatum, 1350 nucleotides. Lineage: Eukaryota; Dinophyceae; Prorocentrales; Prorocentraceae. The record is from the annotation of a GenBank genome assembly.